GCGCACACUCACACACAGACACACAGACACACAGACACACACCCCCCAAGCUGGUGGCUUGCAGAUUGCGUCUGUCUGGAGAGUCUGCCAGCUGAGGGAUAAUAGUGCUCGGGAAGAGUGAUUAUGCAGCAGUUCCUGAAGGAUAGGCGUUUGUGGUAUUGCGGUGCCCAAGCUGGUUUCGCAGCCCGUUGUCUCUAACGCCAGGUACGACCAGCAGCAAAGGGCUCCUCCAGGAAACACUAAGGGAGAGAGGCCUCAAAAAAGAGAAGAAUGGCAGAUGACCGGAAAGAUGAAGCAAAGACACCACACUGGACUGCCAGUCCCCUAACGGAGGCCUCGGCCCACCCCCAUUCUCCUGAGAUGAAGGAGCCAGGAGGAGCAGGGGAUGGUCUAGUCAGAAGUGCCAAUGGAUUUCCAUAUCAGGAGGAGGAAGAGAGUCAAUAUGGACAACGUGAGCAACAGACUACCUACCCACGGGCCAAGGAGAAUGGAAUCAAUGGUGAGCUGUCUUCAACUGAGAGAGAGACGGCAGAGGAGGUGUCUGCCAGGAUAGUUCAAGUUGUCACCGCAGAAGCAGUAGCAGUGGUGAAGGGAGAACAAGAAGCCCAGCAUAAGGAGCAGCCUGGAGCCCUGCCCUUAGCAGUCCAAGAGUCAGCUAAUCUGCCUCCUUCCCCGCCUCCAUCGCCAGCCUCUGAACAGACAGGAACCAUGGAGGAAGAAGAAGAAGCAAUGCAGGGACCAGUGAUCGAGGAAGAAAAAUCCACCGGUCUUCCCGUAAAAGAACCGGGGAGCGCACUUGGGCCUGUGGCUCCCUACGAGCACCCCGAGGGCCCCAGGGAGGGCCCCGUGGAUGCUAGCUUGAAGGCCAAAAUGGCUCCUGAAGAGAGAGACCCGACGGGGGCACCGCACGGGGAGAGUAUCAAAGAGGAGGCCAAGGACGUGUCCCUGGAGCUCAAAGUCCCUCCCUCUGACAGGGAAGGUUUACUUACAGCCCCGAAGAUGGAAUCCCAUGACCAAGAGCACCCCACUCCUCUCCCUACCAAGCCCGGAUACGAGAAGGAAUGGGAGUCAGAGAAGGAAAGUCAGGUCAGCGGUCAGCCUAAGCCCGAUACACAGGUUGUCCAGCCAGCAGAGCCGGAAACUGGGGCUCGCCGGGAGGAGACCCGAGGGGAGGAAAAAGAAACAGCCCCAGUGAUAGGGCUGGGGCAGACUUGGGGGGCGCACCCAGAACAGGACCCAAGCAGUAUUGUCCCCACCGGGGGUUUUCCUGUCGAGCCUUUGGUUCGGAAAGAACAAGACUGGCCCAUGGGCAUCCCCACGGAGAGCAAACCAGACCAAUGGAGUACUGUCACUCUGCAGUCUCCCGGUCCUUUAACAACCAUGAAAGAAAAAGAUGACUUUACAGCUCUAACCAAGUGGGAUGAGAAGGUUCUGGCCACUCCACAGCAAAGCGGAGGUUUUCCUCUCUCUCCUGGACCUAAAACUGAUGAGGCCAGAGCGACCAGGAGGGAGUUCCUCCCAGAGACCCCAUUUGCUGAGUCAGAGAUUCAUCAGCCAGAAGGCAGGAAGUCUAAGCCCGAACAAACUCACCCCUUAGUUGCCAAGGAGGCCCUCAGAGAGGAGCCGUUCUACAAGUACAAGUCCGACAAAAUGGGGGACAUGCCAAUGUCUACAGUCAUCACACAGUCCAUGGAAGUCCACAAGCUGACUAUCCGGGAAAGCCACGGUCAGAGGGGCUGCGGAGUCGGAGAGGACAAAGAUAUCCCAAGGUGGGAGAAUGAUCUGAGAAAAGAGCACUUUCUUCCAAACGGACAGAAAUUUGCCUUAUUUGAAAGUGAGCCCUAUCGGAAACCCGAAGAGAAGUCCUCCGUCCUCGUGUCCUUGCCACAGGACAGCAAGCUCCUGAAGGGCCUGGACGAAGAGAAGAGUACCACCCGGUCCUUGGGAGGGCAGACCAUCAAGAAAGAAGAGCCACCCAGUAAAGGGGCCCAGGUGGACCAGUUCAGACGCGACUCGUUUCCUGGAGCCCAGGGCCGAGACCUUAUGUUGGCAGCAGCCCUCUCAGAAACCCUGGACAAGAUGCCAGUGGCUCCCAGCCCCAGGAGUGAUCCAGCCCGGAGCCUCUCGCAAGAGAGAGAGAUUGGCAAAGACAUCAGGGCCGACAAGGCUGGGGCACCACCGCCCACCGAGGAGCGGCCUCUGGAUGAAGAUAAGUCCGGCAUGUCCAAAUACUUUGAAACCUCCACCUUGAAAGAAGAAGCCACAAAGAGCCUCCAGCAAGACAGCGAUUACUAUGAGCUGAGUGAUUCCAAAGAAAGUGCCUACGAGUCUUACGACACAGUUGCCCCCAUGUUUAAAGAUGGGGACCAGGAGUCCAGUGCCCCAGCCUGUGAAGUAGGGUACAGCACCCUGGCUCAGGGGUACCCCUCAGACAUAGCUGAAGAGCCCAGCUCUCCCCAAGAGAGGAUGUUCACUAUUGAUCCAAAGGUGUACGGAGAAAAAAGAGACCUCCACAGUAAAAAUAAAGAUGAUUUGACUUUGAGCAGGAGUUUAGGACUUGGGGGCAGAUCUGCAAUAGAGCAGAGAAGUAUGUCCAUCAAUCUCCCCAUGUCCUGUCUGGACUCCAUAGCCCUGGGCUUCAACUUUGGGCGGGGACAUGACCUCUCUCCUUUGGCUUCUGAUAUCCUAACCAACACUAGUGGAAGCAUGGAUGAAGGGGAUGAUUAUCUUCCAGCCACCACCCCGGGACUAGAAAAAGCCCCUGGGUUUCCCACAGAGGGCAGAGAGGAGAAGGAGGAAGAGGGUGAGGAGGAGGAGGAGGAGGAGGAAGAAGAGGAGGUGGAGGAAGCAGAGCAGGCGGAGGGCCAGAAGAAAGCAGGAAAAGCAGUGGAAGUGGAAAGUAGCCAGGUGGAAUCGCCCUCUGAGUCACCCUUCCUGGCCAAGGAGUAUUACAAGAAUGGGGCCGUGAUGGCCCCCGACCUGCCUGAAAUGUUGGAUCUAGCAGGCACGCGGUCAAGGCUGGCCUCUGUGAGUGCAGACACUGAGAGUGCAAGAAGGAAGUCAGUCCCAGCGGAUGUAGGGGGGCACGACAGCGGCGCCGGAGUGCUUUCUCCCAUUGGCAACAAAAACCACGUCGCCGUAAAAGACGACAGUCAGAUGGAAGAUCUGGGCUACUGCGUUUUCAACAAAUACACGGUCCCCUUGCCAUCUCCUGUCCAGGAUAGUGAGAAUCUGCAAGGAGAUAGUGGCCUCUUUUAUGAGGGUGCUGAUGACAAGCUCCGAAGGGACCUGGCCACAGAUCUGUCUCUUAUUGAAGUGAAAUUGGCAGCCACUGGAAGGGUCAAACAAGAUGUGGGUGGGGAGAAAGAGCCCAGUCCUCCUGUCUCCGGGGACAAAGCAGGGCUGAGCAGGGAGUUAGACCAGGACAGGAAGGCGACUGACAAGUUGGACACGGUGCUAGAAAAAGGCGAAGAGCCCAUGGAUUCUAAAGAAACACUUUUGCCAGAGGAGCACGGAAAACUGGGCCCUGGAGAAGUAGUCACUAAAGUUGAAAUGGUUAGUUCAGAGCCGGCGGUGGACCUAGCUUCAAUUCAGGUCAUGACUCAAUCACAAGAUACUUCUCCUUUUAUGACCGAGAAAGUGGAACCCCUUCUUGGUUCAGUCCCGGAGGUAGCCGAGACCGAGCCCCUUCCCAAAGCAGAGCCCAGGACGGAUCCCUCUGCCAAAGCUGAUCCAAGCCAGCCCGUCGUCCAAGUCAGUGACUUUGGCUCAACUGCAGCAGAACAGGAUGGGGCCUCCCAGGGCCCAGCAGCUCAGCAGGAAGGAGCUGGCCUGGCCCGAGGAGGCCAGGAUGUUGAGCUGCUGGUGGGGGCCGAGGCCGGGGAUGGGAAGGAAGGCACCAGAGGCUCGGAGGCUGAGAUCAAGGAAAAAGUGGCGAAGCCUGACUUGGUGCACCAAGAGGCCGUGGAUAAAGAGGAAUCUUACGAGUCGAGCGGGGAGCAUGAUGUCACUCCAGAAGGUGGGGCCGGAGAGCCCUCAAAACCCGAUGAGGGCAAGAAAGAGCCGGCAAAGGAGCCACCCACCCUGCCAGAUGAAGUGACGGUCAGAGCGUUGGAGGCCGAGCUGCCUCCCUCCAGCGUGGAUGCAGUCUUGGUGGAGGGGGCUGAUAUCCAAAUGGAGCCUAUCCAACAGCCAAAACGGGACAGUCAGGAAGCUCCAGGCAUUUCAAUCACACCCUCUGAAGCCCUUGAACCCACGUUGCUCAAGCCAGGGUCUGAGGCCUCCGCAGACGAAAACAAGGAGGGACAAGAGGAGGUUGAAGCCCGGGGAGAAUCUGACAGGCUGCUCUUCCGCUCAGAAACUCUUCAGCUAGCGGACCUGAGCAUCCCCACGGACCGAGAGGAGUCGGAGAAGAGGGGCGUCGAGGACGUGCCCGAACAUAAGGGUGGGAUCGAGUCAGUGGUGACCAUCGAAGACGACUUCAUCACGGUGGUCCAGACCACGACAGAUGAUGGGGAGUCCGGAUCCCACAGUGUGCGCUUUGCUGCCCUCGACCAGGCUGAGGUGGAGAGCAGGCCCUCCCCUCCUGGAGGAGAAGAAGAAGAGGAAGAAGAAGAGGAAGAAGAAGAAGAAGGAGGUGGAGGAGGUGGAGGAGAAGAAGAAGAAGAAGAAGCAUCUGAACCAGAGGCAGAAGAGCUGAUGGAUGACCGCCCUGAACCCAAGGAAGGAUCCCCAGAGGCCCCCGCCUCCCCCGAUAAGGAAGAGGAGGUGGGACUCUCCGAAUACAAAACAGAGACACUUGACGAUUACAGAGAUGAAACCACCAUUGAUGACUCCAUCAUGGAUGCUGACAGCCUCUGGGUGGAUACUCAAGAUGAUGAUAGGAGCAUCAUGACUGAACAGUUAGAAACUGUUCCUAAAGAGGAGAAGUCAGAGAAGGAAGCUCGCAGACCAUCUCUCGAUAAACAUAGGAAAGAAAAGCCCUUUAAAGCUGGGAGAGGCAGAAUUUCCACUCCUGAAAGGAAAAUAGCUAAAAAGGAGCCUAGCACAGUCUCCAGAGAUGAAGUGAGAAAGAAAAAAGCAGUGUAUAAGAAGGCUGAACUUGCUAAAAAAACAGAAGUUCAAGCCCAUUCUCCCUCCAGGAAAUUCAUUUUAAAACCUGCUAUCAAAUAUACUAGACCAACUCAUCUCUCCUGUGUUAAGCGGAAGCAGACAGGUGCUGAAUCAGCCCAGGUGCCCAGUGUAUUUAAACAAGCCAAGGAAAAAGUAGCAGACGGUGCAGCCAAGAGUCCAGAAAAGCGCUCUUCUCUACCAAGACCCUCCUCGAUCCUCCCUCCCCGAAGAGGCGUGUCAGGAGACAGAGACGAGAAUUCCUUCUCCCUCAACAGCUCCAUCUCCUCAUCAGUACGGCGAGCCACCAGAUCUGAACCCAUUCGAAGGGCAGGAAAAAGUGGAACUUCAACCCCCACGACUCCUGGGUCCACCGCCAUCACCCCUGGCACCCCACCUAGCUACUCCUCUCGCACCCCAGGAACACCCGGGACACCCAGCUACGCCAGGACCCCUCACACACCGGGCACCCCCAAGUCUGCCAUCUUGGUACCCAGUGAGAAAAAAGUGGCCAUCAUCCGCACCCCACCAAAGUCUCCUGCCACCCCUAAACAACUCCGGCUCAUUAACCAGCCCCUGCCAGACCUGAAGAACGUCAGGUCCAAAAUUGGGUCAACAGAGAACAUCAGAUACCAGCCUAAAGGAGGCCAGGUUAGGAUUUUAAGCAAGAAGAUGGAUUUUAGCAAAGUUCAGUCCAGAUGUGGCUCCAAGGAUAACAUCCAGCAUUCUGCUGGGGGAGGCAACAUACAGAUCGUUACCAAGAAGAUAGAUGUGAGUCAUGUGACAUCCAAAUGUGGGUCUCUGAAGAACAUCCGCCAUCGACCAGGUGGGGGACGGGUGAAAAUCGAGAGUGUGAAGUUGGAUUUCAAAGAAAAGGCCCAGGCUAAAGUCGGCUCCCUUGACAACGCUCACCACAUGCCUGGAGGUGGUAAUGUUAAGAUUGACAGCCAAAAGCUGAAUUUCAGAGAGCACGCUAAGGCCCGUGUAGACCACGGCGCUGAGAUCAUCACCCAGUCCCCGGGAAGAUCCAACCUGGCGUCCCCGCGGCGACUCAGCAAUGUCUCCUCCUCGGGAAGCAUCAACCUCCUGGAAUCCCCCCAGCUGGCAACGUUGGCGGAAGAUGUCACUGCUGCCCUGGCGAAGCAGGGCUUGUGAAUCUUUUCCUCUUCUAAUAUUGAAAGAAGUCCCAAAAGUUAGGCAUGGCAGGCUCUCGGGCGAGAGCAGGCUCGGAGCAGGUGUGCAUUCUUCCCCCAACCAAGUUGAAAAUAAAUCCCAUCCCAAGACUGGAGUAAUCAUUGCAAUUCCCUCCCUGCCCCCAACCCCAAACCCCACAGAUUUCAGUAUUUGCAGAAAUAGACCUGAUGUGUCCAUUUGCGGGAAGACACUGGCUUUAUAUGGGUACAACUGCAGUAUAUUAUUGGACAAUUAAUGUUGUUCUGCUCUGUCUUGCAUGGAGGUACUAUGAUAAAAAUGCAUUUUUACCUGUCAUGUGCCUGAAGGCCACCCACUACUUUCUGAAGAGCCUUGUUAGAAUAUCCUAGCUGCUCGUUUUUGCUGUCAUGUUUACGGGUGAAGACAGUCACCCUUCGUAAUUUAUUACAGGUUAAAUUAAACUGAAGAGUGCAGGGUGGGAAGGGCAUAGACAACAAACAAGUUCUAAAAAAAAAGAAAAGGUGUUAUUUUGUAUAAAUGGGAAGGAAAAAAGAUGCAAUUAAGUUAUUAAACAUUUGAGGCCUAGGGUGAUUCCCUAAGUGUGUAAUGGAUUCCAUUAAGUUAUUUAACUAAUGAAAGAAAGUCAUAGUUGAGAAGCAUGGGAACUGUGUGCUGGAGGAAGAGGUAGAACAGAGCAGGAAUUAGCACUAUAACAUGUCCCCAGCAAUGGGCUGGAUUCUGAAUCGAGAGUCUGUUGAUCGGCUAGAGUUCUGCCCUCAUUACCAGUUUCCAGUCUUUCCAUCUGUUCAAUACAGUAUUAUAGAUAUAUCUAUUUCUCUGUGGCCAUUUGUGAUACUCCCUCCUAGACUUGAAUAUUCUACUUCCUUAUUCACAAUAUCUGUCUCUCCCACACCCUUCGGUGUUGCAAUUUUAGGUAUGUGAAAGUAGUUGUUAACAGGGUUUCUUCCUGUUCGAAAGUACAUUUACAAAAAGACAAAAAGUGUUUAGCAUGAAGUUGCUUUCCGUAACAACUAAAGCUGUCACCCUGUUUUAGUGCCAGACACGAGUCUCUUCUGUGAUGCUAGGGGAAAAAAAAACAAAAGAACAAGAAAAAAAACUCCAUUCCUUUUCUUUUCUCUUCACCAACAUGGAGUUGGGGGAGCGAAGACCAGAAUUAUGUACAAGGCCUGCCAAACGUUGGCUUGGGAGGCUGGAGUUGUUUUUUUUCAAAGAUAAGUUAGUCGUGUCUUACUCCUGUAAUAGUGAGAGAGACGCGGAUUUUUUCCAUUUGCUAAAGUUGAAGCCGAGAGAGAUUGCGGGUAGUGGUUCUACUCUCUCCCGCAUUGCCCCAGCUUUACAUUCCAUAGACCAUCCCAAAAUGACCCAAACUAUAAAUCAGUCAUCUGGCCAGACCCACACCCACACACAUACAAAAUCAAGACUAGCCUUUUGAUAAAUCUCCAGGAAAAUGAGCAUGGAUAAGGGGUGAGGUGGAGGCUGUCCAUGUCCUGGAGAUUCUUUUGAAGACUCCCGCAUCACACUCCGUAAACAACAACAAACCAUCACUCACUUCACCAUAGUUAUUAUGAUUUCUCUGUGAGUAAUUCCAUUCUGACAUUUACGCAGUCGGCUCAUCUCAAAAUCCUGAAAUGACAGAUUGCGCUCCCAGAGUGUUUGUUUUAAACUUGUUAUUGACUUCCACCUAGGCAGGUUCCGAGCCACCCCUGAAUGGUGUGGUGAGUGGACCAUGUGGGAUUUUAUGUUUCUCAUUGCUCAGUCGAUUCAGUGUGGGCAAGUUGGAUCUGAAGAGACAAUCGAAGAGGCCCAUGUGGGUUGUCCCUUCAGAACGCAAGCCCCCAGCUUGAACCCACAAGAUGAGCACAGUUGUGAGCAACACUGAAGUGGAGUAGCAUCCAGUCCCAAGACUAAGGAGCCAAGUGGCCGUGGAGGAGCGCUGGGGUUCGGCACCCAUCUCCCCUUGCCACUGAGCUAGUCCAACCAGGGAGGUCUCAGCCCUUCUGCUCUCUGGAAGUGAACCAUCCGUCCUUUAGUUUUCACUAAGAGCUUUUACACACGCACUCAAGAGGGUCUAAUACUGUUUUUAAAUCUGUUAUUUUAUACAAAAAGUGAACUUAGAAACUAUGUUUUAAUACAACAAGAAGUUUCUAAUUUCUCCCUUGUAUUUGCUGUAAUGUCUGCCUAGAAUUACCAUGCUCAUUUACCUGACAGUAUUUUUCCAAUGUGGUACGCGGAAGGCCCUUGCAGUGUGCCAGAAAGCAGAACCUGAAAGAAGAGUCUGUCUCAUGGAGCAUGUUGCUCUGAUCAAACCUUCAGUCAAUGCAAAUUUAGCCUUGCGUUAUUUUUGUGAUGCCGUUUGCUAGUGUUUGAUAGCAACCAAGAUGAUGAGGAACCUCAAAAAGACCGAAGUUGAACACCAGCUAGUCAGAACAGUGUUUAAAACCUGUGACUCCAUAUUUUCUAACCUGCUUUUAAAUGGCAAAGACAUUGUAGAAGAUAGAGUUAACUGCACGAAGAAAUCCAGUUAGGUUUGCGUGAGACACAGUUUUUGUGCCCCGAAACAAGCUUCGUAGACCAAAUCCAGCAAAGUGAUUGUAGUGAUUUUAACGUCCUUACCGAGAAAGAAUUUGGGGACUUUUAUUAAGGCAGCUACAAGCUGAGCACAUGUGCUGUUGAAAAAGAAAUCGACAGGUUAUGGCACAGGACUCUAGACACCCCCUCCCCGCCAAUACACACACACCUUGAAAAAUCCUGACUUUGCCUUACCUUUGAGAGCACCACUAAUUUUAAGCUUUGGGAAGAGACUAUUGACUUAGAAAACAACAGUCUGUUGAUCUAGAAAUCCGAGCUAGCCAACUUUUUUUCUAGAUUCUCAGGUGCCAGACUUGGCUUUACCUGACUUGAAUUUUGGGAAAAUCUAUAUAAUUGUAACAGUGCAUAAAAGCAUCCCAUGAUGGGAUAAGAGUCCAAGUUCCCUAAAAUCCCACUCACUCUGUGGUCCCACCUGCCUCGGAGACUCUGUAAUGAUGCAGAAGAAAGCCAGAGGAGUGAAGAGUUAGGAUCAAGCUCACUUGAAAGCCAACUCUCUCUGGACUCACCUGCUGCUCUAGCAAAAUAAUGGGUGCAAUUCCCUUCCUCAAAUAAAACCCUUAGGAGGAAGGACCUAAGAGGACUGAGAGUCUUUUUCAGUGAACAACAGGAAAUGAUAUAUUAACCAUGCUAUGUUACAGUCAAAAAAUUAAUAGAGUCAUUUCUCACUGGGAUUGAUUCUGACACAGCUGGAAAUCAACAUUUUUCCCAAACUUUCCUUCCAGGAGACAGGGAAACACUGCCAGUUGUGGGCUAAGAGGCUGUAUUGAACAAAAUGCAUAUUUUAUGGAUACAAGUUACAGACCAUCCUUCCCAAACACCUGUCUCUGAGCCUAGAUCAAUGUUACUAUUUAAAGUGAUGCGAGUAGUAUUUAGCCUGGGUGUGUAGACUUCUCAGUAGGAAAAUGCCAUAUUUUCAGACUUGGAAAGGUCAAUCAUAAAAAUCCCCUUCAACUUUAGCAAAGAAAAAAAAAAAGAAGCCGAGUCCCCAAGGGCUCCAAUUCGCCGUUAAACACCUGUGUUUUUUUCCUAUAAUUCUAGAGCCUGUUACCAUAGAGAGGCAUUGGCAUUUCUUCAAUGGCUGGUGGUAGUUAGUUCCUGUUUUUCAAUCAGAUUUGCAAUUGUAUUUGUUGCUGUAUAGUGAUUGUUUUGCAAAAUAAAAUUGCUUGUCAUCUAUCCUA
Molecule: messenger RNA, 10049 nt
Organism: Ornithorhynchus anatinus (platypus)
Lineage: Eukaryota; Metazoa; Chordata; Mammalia; Monotremata; Ornithorhynchidae
Gene: MAP2
Product: microtubule associated protein 2
Exons: 16
Coding region: 271-6264 (1997 amino acids)
Biological process (GO): neuron projection development; microtubule cytoskeleton organization
Cellular component (GO): neuron projection
Molecular function (GO): microtubule binding
Source: RefSeq, a predicted model, not a curated record